This is a messenger RNA of Etheostoma spectabile (orangethroat darter), 2417 nucleotides long. Its product is annotated as protein turtle homolog A. The transcript has 17 exons. Gene Ontology annotation, molecular function: protein binding. Lineage: Eukaryota; Metazoa; Chordata; Actinopteri; Perciformes; Percidae. Bases 297 to 2417 code for a protein of 706 amino acids. Gene Ontology annotation, biological process: cell-cell adhesion. The record is from RefSeq and is a predicted model, not a curated record.
AUCAGCAAAGUGGCUCGACGCUUCACUGUCACCUGUACGUGAAGUGGACACCUGUUGCCGGGCGGCUUUUAUAAAAAAAAAAAAAAAACGCUCAUAUUUCAGGCAGUUUUUAGCAACGCCACUAAAGAUCCAGGCCUGCUUUCAGUUACCACCCAGUGUCCUCUCCGCAGGUCCACACGGAGCCAGCUGAGGCACCAGGAACACACGAAGGAUGGGUUUUUAAAAGGAAGUCUCACAGCGGCCGCCAGGAACCGAGCUACAGAUUGAACAUGCUGCAGGUUGUAUGAGUGACAGAUAUGGGGCCAGCAGGAUCAUAUUUGCAGACUUUCACUGUGGUCACGCUUUUUUGCCUAUUUUUGACUAUUGAAGGUGCUAGGCCAGAGGUGCUUGGAAAGGUCGGAGGUGUGGUGGAAUUGGAGUGUCGUUUUCCUCCAUCGGAGCCAGCUGUCGUGUCUUCAGCCUCUCUGCAUGUGGUGGAAUGGGUUCGACAGGGACUCGACAUCCCCGUCCUGAUCAAAUUUGGAUCGUACUCGCCUCGACUCCAUCCACAAUAUGAGGGUCGGGUGUCUCUGGUACGAAUCACUGACCUGAGGCUGGACGACCUGCAGCUGGAUGACCAGGGCUUGUACGAGUGUCGAAUCCUCUUACUGGAUGAACCCACGGAUGAGCUGCAAAAUGGCACGUGGACUCAGCUUUCUGUAACUGCUCCACCCACCUUCACACAAGCCCCGCCUCCUGUGAUGGAGGCUCUGGUUGGAAAUCACCUCUCGCUUUCCUGUGUUGUUAAUGGCAACCCUACUCCAACCAUCACCUGGCUAAAAGAUGGCAGUGAAAUUCAAAGAAUAAAUUAUCCGGAAGGGGCCUUGUUUCUGCGAGCAGUGAGCAUGCAGUCAGCAGGACAGUACACCUGCCACGCUUCCAAUUCUGAGGGAAACGUGACUCGCGUAACCAAAGUGAAGAUCAAAGGUCCCCCUGUUAUUGUUGUCCCUCCCGAAAGCACGUCUCUCAACAAGUCCCAGAAUGCACUACUCCGGUGCCAGGCGGUGGCUGACCCCCCCAACAUGACUUACGUUUGGCAGAAAGGUGGAGAGAACGUCCAUCACAUAGAGUCUCUGAAGUCGCGAGUGAAGAUCAUGGUAGAUGGAACUCUACUCAUCUCCAGUCUCAUCCCUGAGGAUUCUGGGAACUACACCUGCAUGCCGAGCAACGGCCUGCUGACCCCGCCCACCGCCUCUGCCAACCUCACAGUGAUGCACCCAGCCCAGGCUCUUCCAAUGCCCCAGAAAACGUACCUUCCCACAGGUAUGGAGGGUGUGGUCGCCUGCCCAGCCGCAGCUCAGCCUCCACUGCUCCGUGUGGAUUGGACAAAAGAUGGAGAACCACUUGACCUGUCCAUGUAUCCAGGAUGGACGUUGACGCCAGAGGGCUCUUUGUUGAUGACCACAGUCAAUGACGACACGGCAGGGAUUUAUACGUGUACGCCAUACAACCGCUACGGCAGCAUGGGUUCAUCGGAGCCAACGGACGUAAUUCUACAGGACCCCCCAUCACUCAGCAUCGCUCCGGAGACGCAGUACAAACAGGAAGCUGGGAGGACCUUGCUCAUCCCUUGUCAAGGAAACAAGGACCCCACAGUUAAAGUGACCUGGAGCAAGGUUGACUUGGCUCGUCGCACGUCUUACUCCAUAGAAGUCAACGGUUCUCUGCUCCUGCAGCCUCUCACUAAGGACCACCAGGGGGCGUGGGAGUGCAGUGCUACUAACCGCGUGGCCUCGGUGAAAGCCAGCACACAAGUCUUUGUCCUGGGAACCAGUCCCCAUGCGGCAACCUCUCUGUCCGUCUCUCCAGGGGUGAAGCAGGCCAACAUUUCCUGGGAGCCAGGCUUUGAUGGAGGAUCAGCACAGACAUUUUCAGUUUGGGUGAAGAAGAUUUCAGCGAGUGAUAAUGAUGGGAAGCACGACUGGUUCUCUGUGCCCGUGCCCCUGUCCUCGGGCAGCGGGCUGCAGGUGACAGGCCUGUCUCCUGCCACCGACUACCAGUUCAGCAUCCUGUCUCAAAAUAAAAUGGGCACAGGACCCUUCAGUGAGAUCGCCACCUCGAGGACCUUGGAUCCUCCGCCGAGGAGAAGUAAGCUGAAGCCCCCUGCGUCGCUGUCAGCUAAUCAGGGCUCAGCAGGUGUCGUUCUGGAAUGGUCCCUUCCUGAAGCUCAGCAGCCUGCCAUCACAGGCUUUGUUCUCCAAUCCCGCACCGAGCAAGGAGAGUGGUUUGAUCUGGACGAGGACAUCAGUGCCAACAGUAGCCAGAUAGUUGUUCCCGGUCUGCACAAGGACUGUGUGUACGACUGCGGCUGCUAUCUCGUCGCGGGGAGUUUGCUGAGCGAGCCCAGUCCAUCAGUCAAUGUCUCCACCAUGGCCUGA